Molecule: messenger RNA, 1965 nt
Organism: Linum trigynum
Lineage: Eukaryota; Viridiplantae; Streptophyta; Magnoliopsida; Malpighiales; Linaceae
Source: the annotation of a GenBank genome assembly
AUGGCGCCGCCGGAUGUGAGUGCCAAUUUCGACACCGAGUCACAGUCCCACCCGCCGCCGCCGCACCACGUCUCCUCCUCCGUUUUCAUGGACGCCAAUCGCAACGUCACCCUCAAGUUCGAGGACGUGGUUUACAAGGUGAAGCUACCAAAUCCCGGAUUCUCAAAAUGCCACAAAUCGCCGGAAUCGGAUUCGGAAGUCGAGAAGGUGAUCCUAAAAGGCGUCACGGGAAUCGUCCACCCGGGCGAGAUGCUAGCAAUGCUGGGACCCUCGGGGAGCGGCAAAACGACGCUCCUCACCGCGUUGGGGGGCAAACUCGGCGGAGAAGGGAAACUCGACGGAGCCAUAACCUACAACGGAAAACCCUUCUCCAGCCGGAUGAGACGGUCAAUAGGGUUCGUGACGCAAGAUGACGUCCUCUACCCGCACCUCACGGUGACGGAGACCCUCGUCUACACGGCGCUCCUCCGCCUCCCCAACUCGCUGACGAAGCGCGAAAAAGUCGGGCAGGCGGAGGCGGUGAUCGGGCAGCUAGGGCUGGACAAGUGCAAGGACGGGAUCAUCGGCGGGGAGGACCUCCGGGGUGUCUCCGGCGGGGAGAGGAAGAGGGUGAGUAUAGGGCAGGAGAUGCUGGUGAACCCUAGCUUGUUGUUUCUCGACGAGCCGACGUCGGGGCUGGACUCGACGACGGCGCAGAGGAUCGUGUCGACGGUGUGGGAGGUGGCGAGGGGCGGCGGGAGGACGGUGGUGAUGACGAUCCACCAGCCGUCGAGUAGGCUGUUCUACAUGUUUGAUAAGGUGAUGUUGUUGUCGGAAGGUUGGCCGUUGUAUUUUGGGCGAGGCGGGGAUGUGAUGGAGUAUUUUGAGAAGGCUGGGUAUGUCCCUCGGGUGCCUAUGAAUCCGUCGGAUUUCCUCUUGGACCUCGCCAACGGAGUGUCGUCGGGGGAGAACGAGGGCCAGGAAGACCCGGUCAAAGUCAAGGAGGCAUUGGUUUCGGCCUACAAGGCUACUCUGGCCGAGAAGUUGAAAUCGGAGCUGCAGCAGGUUAAUCAGGAAACAGGUGGGGCUGCCGGCGGCGGGGAGAUUGUUCAGCAGAGGGACAGGACGUCUCGCGGCGGCGGCAAGAAGCAGCAGUAUUCUGGGUGGCCGACGACUUGGUGGCAGCAGUUCACGAUCUUGAUCUCCAGGGGACUGAAAGAGAGGAAGUACGAGUCUUUCUCCGGGCUCAAGAUUUUUCAGGUGCUCGCCGUCGCCAUCCUCUGCGGCCUACUCUGGUGGCAGUCCAGUGCUGCCAAUCUGCAGGAUCAGAUUGGGUUGCUCUUCUUCUACUCGGGCUUCUGGGGAUUCUACCCUUUGUUCGAGGCCAUCUUCACGUUCCCACAAGAACGGCGGAUGCUAAUGAAGGAACGUUCAUCCGGGAUGUACAAACUCUCUUCCUACUUCAUGUCAAGAAUCGUCGGCGACCUUCCCAUGUCGUUGGUGUUACCGACCGUCUUCGUCAUCAUAACGUACUUCAUGGUGGGCUUCAAGCCCACCCCGGCCCACUUCUUCCACACCCUAGCCGUGCUCCUCUACAGCGUCCUUGUGGCCUCGGGCCUGGGCCUUGCCAUCGGGGCCCUGGUAAUGGACCAGAAGAACGCCACCAUCAUGGGCUCGAUCAUCAUGCUCGCCUUCCUGCUCGCCAGCGGCUACUACGUGCAGCACGUGCCGCCGUUCAUCGCGUGGAUCAAGUACAUCUCGAUCGGUCAGCACACCUACAAGCUACUCCUCGGGUCUCAGUUCGCCGACGACGACCUGUACCCUUGCGGCGGCGGGAAGGUGUGCCGGGUUGGGGAUUAUCCGGCGAUAAAGAGCGUUGGGCUUGACGGGCAGGCGGUUUCGGCGGUGGCGCUGCUGGUGAUGAUUGUUGGGUACAGGCUUGUUGCGUAUCUUGCUCUAAUGAGGAUUGGGGAGGUCAAGAAGUAG